Brassica rapa (field mustard) is the source of this 604-nucleotide messenger RNA. Its product is annotated as protein RESPONSE TO LOW SULFUR 2. Gene Ontology annotation, biological process: cellular oxidant detoxification. The record is from RefSeq and is a predicted model, not a curated record. NCBI's taxonomy places the organism in Eukaryota, Viridiplantae, Streptophyta, Magnoliopsida, Brassicales, Brassicaceae.
AAGAACCCAAUACCAAGAACAAGAACAACACAAAGCCAACAAAAAAAAAACUCAAACAAAACAAAAACAAAGAAACUUUGAAAACAAAUGGGGAAAGGAGGAAACCUUGUGACGGUGGCGGCUUCCGAGGUGGAGGAGCUACGGCGGAAGAACGGAGAGAUGGAAAAAGCGGUGGAGGAAAUGAGGAAAGAGAUGUUGCAGCUGUGGCGGCGGACGCAGGUGGCGGAGGAGGCUGAGGAGCGUCUCUGCUCUCAGCUCGCUGAGCUUGAAGCCGAAUCGCUCGACCAGGCGCGUGAUUACCAGUCUCGCAUCCUCUUCCUCGUGAACGAACUCUCUCGUCUCUCUUCCUCCGAUUUGGCCUCGCCCUAGAUAGAUAGAUACAUACAUGCGUAUUUGUGUAAUGAUAGAUAUCUUAGAUUAUUGCAUGUAUCUGAAUUUACAAAAUUGGCUCAUAUCAAUGCCGAUUAUGUAUAACUUUUCUUUCCUUUUUUUUCGUUUAUAGAUCUCAGAUUUCUUCUUUUGAAAAUUUAGCAUAAACAAUAAUUGAUGUUGUUAAACAAAGUGAUGAAAGUCUUUUGAAAAUUAAAGCAAUAUAUUUCGAUUA